Messenger RNA from Heteronotia binoei (common prickly gecko), 2206 nucleotides. It is a transcript of the gene DNAJC21, whose product is annotated as DnaJ heat shock protein family (Hsp40) member C21. The record is from RefSeq and is a predicted model, not a curated record. Lineage: Eukaryota; Metazoa; Chordata; Lepidosauria; Squamata; Gekkonidae. Gene Ontology annotation, molecular function: nucleic acid binding; zinc ion binding. Bases 250 to 1854 code for a protein of 534 amino acids. The transcript has 12 exons. Gene Ontology annotation, cellular component: cytoplasm.
GGCGGCCCCGGCCUUCUAUGACGUCCGAGGGAUUCCCCGCGGCCCGCUGUUCGGCGCCUCCUCCGGCUCCGCCCCCCAACCCGGCGGUGGUGGGAAGUGGCUUCGACGCCUACAUGGUUCCUUCCGGCUUGGCUUGUUCCCUCCCCUUGCCGGCUGCGGCUGUCUUCUGGACCGCCACGCGGGUGCCGGGCGAGGAGGGCAGAGGCUGCGGGGCUCCGACCGCCUUUCCGGGCGAGGGGGCCUCCUAGGAUGAAGUGCCAUUACGAAGUGCUGGGCGUGAAGCGCGACGCGGGCGAGGAAGAGCUGAAGCGAACCUACCGGAGGUUGGCACUGCGUUGGCACCCAGACAAGAACUUAGAAAAUGCUGAGGAGGCGGCGGAACAGUUCAAGUUGAUCCAAGCAGCGUAUGAUGUACUGAGUGAUCCUCAAGAAAGAGCUUGGUAUGACAAUCACAGAGAAGCUCUGUUGAAAGGUGGGGUUGAUGGAGAAUAUCAAGAUGACAGCUUGGAUAUCUUGCACUUCUUCACUGUGACCUGUUACUCUGGCUAUGGAGAUGAUGAAAAGGGUUUCUAUGCAGUGUAUCGUCACAUCUUUGAAAUGAUUGCCAAAGAAGAGAUGGAAUCCAUGCCCGAGGAAGACGCUGAAGAAUUCCCAAGUUUUGGAGACUCUUGGAGUGACUAUGGCACAGUAGUCCACUGCUUUUACGCUUACUGGCAGAGUUUUUGCACGCGGAAGAAUUUUGCCUGGAAGGAAGAGUACGACACGCGGCAGGCGUCGAACCGCUGGGAGAAGCGAGCGAUGGAGAAGGAGAACAAGAAGACCCGCGACAAAGCCAGGAAGGAAAGGAAUGAGCUGGUUCGUGAGCUUGUGGCCUUCAUCCGGAAGCGGGACAAGCGGGUCCAAGCCCACCGGAAGCUUCUGGAAGAGCAAAAUGCUGAGAAGGCCAAGAAAGUGGAGGAGCUCCGCAGGCAGCAGAAACUGAAGCAAGCCAAGUUGGCUGAGCAAUAUAAAGAGCAGAACUGGAUCACCAUGUCAGAUCUUGAGCGAGAACUGCAGCAAAUGGAAGCCCAGUAUGAAAAGGAGUUUGGUGAUGGGUCAGACAGUGAGGAGGAAGGAGAAUCUCAGGAGCUGAAAGAAGGAGAAGAAGACAAACAAACUGACGAGGCAGAUGAUGCUGAAUAUUAUGAUGAUUUGUACUGUGCUGCUUGUGACAAAUCCUUUAAGACCGAAAAAGCCAUGAAGAAUCAUGAAAAAUCCAAAAAGCAUCGAGAGAUGGUUGCUUUGUUACGGCAGCACCUGGAGGAAGAGGAGGAAGAAUUUUCUCUUGCUGCAGCUGAUGAGAACGGAUUAGAAGCUAAAGAAGAAGAGGAGGAAGAAAUACCCAUGCAGAAGCUUUCAAAGAAGCAGAGAAGGAAACAAAAACCCAUGAUGGCACAGGAAGUUCCCUUUGAUGACCAAAGCACAGGCGAUCGAGCUGAUGAGGCCAGUGGUGCCAACCAGGAUAAUAUGGCUGAAGAAUCAGAGAGUGCCAGCAAAAGCCCCAGCCCAGAAGAAGCAAGUACUGGGGGAAAUGGAGCUCCCGCCAAUGAACCAAAAACAGACAUGAAAGCCAAUGCAAAAGCAAAAGGGAAGAAAGCAAAAGAUACGAAGAAAGCAUCCGCUAGAAGUUCUUCAGAGCAUCAGAUCGUGAAUGAAGCUUCUCUCCAGUGCGUCACCUGCCAUUGUGAAUUUCAGUCGCGGAAUAAGCUCUUUGACCACUUGAAAGCAACAGGCCACGCCAAAGCCAUGCAGGUGCCAAGCACAAUUGGAGCUGUGAGCAGCCGAAGCAAAAAAGAAAAGCGUAAAAACAGAUAGGACUCCGUGAAGGAGAUGGCGGGAAAGCUGAUGGCCAGCUCAAUAUAACCCUCAGAGGGUACCUUAGUAGCACAGAGGGAGACAAGAUUUGUCCCAACGGGGGAUGAAAGAACUCUCUGGUUUUCCUCAGCAACAGGCACGGUGACAAAGGCUUUAUGCAUGGAUUGUGCCUCUUAUUCAUUUGGGGUUUUGACCACUGGCUGUGUUGUACCUGGCCCCUUCACUAGUUCUAAAACCCUUUCAUGAUCUGUCCCCAAAACCCAGGUACUCAUCAAGAGGGUCUUCCUCAUACCUAUACAGACUUGUAAAGACAAACAUGUACAGGAAUGAAGAAAUAAAUUAUUUUAGUGUA